Molecule: messenger RNA, 621 nt
Organism: Trichoderma harzianum CBS 226.95
Lineage: Eukaryota; Fungi; Ascomycota; Sordariomycetes; Hypocreales; Hypocreaceae
Exons: 2
Coding region: 1-621 (206 amino acids)
Biological process (GO): protein localization to Golgi apparatus; Golgi to endosome transport; Golgi to plasma membrane protein transport
Cellular component (GO): trans-Golgi network; Golgi membrane
Source: RefSeq, a predicted model, not a curated record
AUGGCUCGCCGCCGCAGACCCCCUCGCGCCGGCGCCCUCACGGAACUCCCGCCCCUCAAAAUCGCCUCCCAGAUCGCCAUCCUCCAGGCCCUCUACUACUUCGCCGCCCUCGUCCUCAUGCUCUUCACCACUCUCGUCGCGGGCAUGCCGUUUAGCUUCGACCUGAUUCUCGGCUGGGACCGCGUGCGUGGCGACACAACACAAGGAUGGCUCAUGGCCUUUGUCUGGCUCCUCAACGGAGGAUUCUGCAUGUCCGUCGCCAUGGUCAUCCUCGUCGCGCGCAGCAAACUCGUCCCCGACUUCGCCCUCACCAUCCACUUCCUCCACCUCCUCUUCACAUGCCUCUACACGCGCUCCCUCCCCCGCAACUCCAUGUGGUGGUUCACCAUGCUCGCCUCCUCCGCCACCGCCGUCGGCCUGGGCAUGUGGGGAUGCCGCUACCGCGAGCUCCAGCCCGUCUUCUUCCUCGGCGGCAGGAUCCUCGGGUCUGGCACGUCCGCCCCUUCAAACAGGGGCCCCGGCGCAAGAGAGGACGCAUUGCACCCAGACGUUGAAGAUGGGAUGGGCGGAUCAAGUACGGCCGGAGAGUACGAAAUGAACCAGAUAAAGACUUCAGCAUAG